Parnassius apollo (apollo) is the source of this 402-nucleotide messenger RNA. The record is from the annotation of a GenBank genome assembly. Lineage: Eukaryota; Metazoa; Arthropoda; Insecta; Lepidoptera; Papilionidae.
AUGAGUGAUGAAAAAUCCUCAAAAUGGUCGGAGGGUCUUAAAUUUGUACAAUUAAAGAAAAAUUCCGCCUAUCACGACGGUAUCAAGAGAACACCCUACAAAGCGAUGUUUGGAAGUGAAAUAAAAGUGGAUUUAAAGUCAUCGUAUUUGCCUCAUGAAGUAACAAACCAUCUAACAACGGAAGAAGACCUACAAGAAGUGAUAGAUAACUUUAAGGAAAAUGACUUGAACGAUGAACAACAGACCUCCGAACUUCAUACCUCAGAAAAUACUUGCACCCUUUGUGAAGAACAUGGCAUUUUAAUUGACGACAUGACAUGCCCUCCAUGUUCAAAAGAAGCAGAUAUGGAACAUAAUCGUUCAGAAGCGAAAUUAAAUUUAGAGUACCACGCAUUAAAAUGA